Thunnus maccoyii (southern bluefin tuna) is the source of this 1581-nucleotide messenger RNA. RefSeq names its product ETHE1 persulfide dioxygenase (gene ethe1). The record is from RefSeq and is a predicted model, not a curated record. Gene Ontology annotation, biological process: glutathione metabolic process; hydrogen sulfide metabolic process. The coding region runs from base 479 to 1366 and encodes 295 amino acids. Gene Ontology annotation, molecular function: sulfur dioxygenase activity. The transcript has 7 exons. Lineage: Eukaryota; Metazoa; Chordata; Actinopteri; Scombriformes; Scombridae.
AUGUGUCAUGAGCGCGCAUGAGUGAUGCUCGUGCACUACAACGGACAGUAAGUGUGAAACGGUUACGACCUGUAAGCAUAUGUUGCAACAGAUGUGACCUGCUUACGUGACCGUGGAGGAAGUUGACCAGCAGGACUAGAGUGGACAAACCCACAUUACUCAAUAAUACAAACAGUGGCUAUGGCAACAGCCACAGCCGCUGUAAAUGUGAGUGACACUGUCACACCAUUAGUGUGUCGGAAUUCAUCCAAGGUGAGAGUGUAGCUUCUAAACAGCACUGAACUCUUGAGUUGUAUUUUAAGGAAACUGACAUUAUCUUCCAUCAGCUCAAGGUAAACGCAGCUAACUUUAUACACAUAUCCUUGCAUGCUCAAGUGCUUGAAAGCGUUUGAACCGCUGCUGAUUUUCAAAAAGACAUUUGUCCCACACUUCUGAUAAAUAUCUAGCACUGCACCCAGGACAUUACAGGCAAGCGACAAUGUGUUCGGUAAUAAACAGAGUCAGAGCAGUUCAACGGGCUCUGGCUCUCACGCCUCGGCUUAGAAUGAACACCGAGGCCUCGAGUUACUCUGCAUCCCAGAACAGGCGCGCCUGUCCCGGCCUGAGUGCUGGCGAAGACCCGCUGCGAGCUUUCAGCAGAUCGUACUGCUCCAGGAUGGCGCUGACCAAAGGACUGCUCUUCAGACAGCUGUUUGAGCUGGAGAGCAGUACCUACACCUACCUGCUGGCUGACACAGAGACCAAGGAGGCGAUCAUCAUCGAUCCUGUGCUGGAGACCAUUGACAGGGACCUGAAGCUCAUACAUGAACUGGGGCUUAAUCUAAAAGUAGCAGUAAACACCCACUGCCAUGCUGACCACAUCACAAGCACAGGUCUGAUGAAGAAAAGAUUGGUUGGGCUGAAAAGUGCCAUCUCCAAAUUCAGCGGCGCCUCUGCAGAUAUAUACCUGUUAGACGGAGACAAGAUCACAUUUGGAAAACAUUUUCUGACAGCGAGAGAGACACCGGGACACACUGAUGGUUGUAUGACGCUGGUGUCAGGGGAUCAGAGCAUGGCUUUCACUGGGGAUGCUUUGCUCAUCAGAGGCUGUGGCAGGACAGACUUCCAGCAGGGCUGCCCUAAAAAGCUCUACCAUUCAGUCCAUCAGAAGAUUUUUACCCUGCCUGACCAGUGCCUUGUCUACCCAGCACAUGACUACUUAGGUCAGACGGUGUCUACGGUCGGUGAGGAGCGCCAGUUUAACAGGCGCUUGACCAAGAGCCUGGAGGAGUUUGUGGACAUCAUGAACAAUCUUAAUCUCAAAAAGCCUGCUAAGAUAGAUAUUGCAGUGCCUGCUAAUCUAGUUUGUGGAAUACAUGAAGUUUGAAUAUCCAGCAAAAGGGAGGCUUUUAAUCAAAUCAACUACAUCAUAGCAAAACGAUAAACCUACAAAACUAAACAUUAAGUGCUUUACUGGAUUGUACAGUGUACUGUAUGUAAAUUUAAAGAUGUAUAUUUGAAAAGCUGCUAUCAUUUUGAGUUCAACCUCUGAUGUCCUUGUGAUCAUGCUUAAAAUAAAGAUGCAAACUAUUUUAGAAAUAA